GCAGAAGCUGGAAUGAUGACAACUGACAGCUCUGAUCCCAUUCUCUUCUCCGAAACAGCCUCUCCCCGCCAUUUCCUCUCUCCCCAUCCCACCUCCUCUGUCGGAUCAGAAGUAGAGGCCAGGUCCUGUCCCGGUGGCUGGCUGUACUACCAUCACCACUGCUAUGGGUUCUUCCCCGGAAAAAUGACCUGGGCAGACGCUGAGGUGGAGUGUCAGCAGCAAGGCAAGGGGGCCCACCUCGCCUCCAUUCUCAAUGAGGCAGAAGGGAACGUGGUGGCCAGAUACAUCCAGACGUCAGGCUCCAGGGAUUCUGUGUGGAUCGGACUCCACAACCCCCAGCAUAACAAUUGCUGGAAGUGGACAGAUGGGUCGCUGUAUCACUACAGUGCUUGGAACCCUGGGGAACCAAACAACGUGGGUAACGUUGAGUACUGUAUCGAGCUGCUAAACUACAGGGGUUUUAAGAAAUGGAAUGAUAUUACCUGUAACAACCACAACACCUACAUUUGCAAGUAUGAACUCUAGCGAGGGGAGUCGCUCGCCUGCGCCUGAAGGGGGAGCUCAGCACCUGGGAUGCAAAAGACCUGGGCUCCUUGGGUAUGAUCAGGCAACGUCCCAGACAUUCGGACGCUUUUGCUACUUCAAGGACCAGUCCCCUCCCUCCCUGAGAGACCAGAUCUCACUUCCCCAGCUGCAAACUCUCUUCCCCCAAGUGUCUCUGUUCGAGUUACAUUCCUGCCCCUUCCCUCCCUUGCCCUCAAUGUCUGCAUCCCACUACAAUAAUAAACUCUCCUGAGCAUGCAGUUCUGUGUCUCU
Messenger RNA from Chelonia mydas (Green sea turtle), 816 nucleotides. Its product is annotated as regenerating islet-derived protein 4-like. The record is from RefSeq and is a predicted model, not a curated record. Bases 13 to 525 code for a protein of 170 amino acids. Lineage: Eukaryota; Metazoa; Chordata; Testudines; Cheloniidae. Gene Ontology annotation, molecular function: signaling receptor activity. The transcript has 4 exons.